This is a messenger RNA of Sceloporus undulatus (fence lizard), 3355 nucleotides long. RefSeq names its product hemojuvelin-like. Lineage: Eukaryota; Metazoa; Chordata; Lepidosauria; Squamata; Phrynosomatidae. Gene Ontology annotation, biological process: BMP signaling pathway. Gene Ontology annotation, cellular component: plasma membrane. The transcript is spliced from 5 exons. Gene Ontology annotation, molecular function: coreceptor activity. The record is from RefSeq and is a predicted model, not a curated record. Bases 1049 to 2293 code for a protein of 414 amino acids.
UAGGCUCCCUUUUGCACCAUUUUCUACAACUUGCAUUUAAUCUAGCGGCUAAAUUCGGUGACGUUUGGGGUACCGAAAUUCACAGAUGCUCAAGUCCCAUUAUAAACAACAACAACAACAACAAUAAUAAAUUAAAAUAAUCUAGCAGCUAAAGUCCCCAAAUUUUGAGUUUAAAACUUUCGCUGAGCAUUGAUAAAUCCAACUGUGGCAUCCAAACAAAAGUGACCAAACGCAACGAUUUGCGACUGUUUGCAACUAAAAGCAACUCCUAUUUGCAAACUCAGUGAAUAGUGAAACUCAGUGAAUUGGUGCAAAUGAUUUUUUUCCUGCAGUUCUAGGAAAGCGAAGGAAAUUUUCAUUUUGGACGGCCAGAUCUAGACACAAAUCGUUGUAACGUCUGCCGAAUUCCCAAUUUAGAAAUAGUUCCAAAUUCAAAGAUUAAACCGGCCAUCGCUGCAGAAUUAAUACAGUUUGACGGUGCUUCAACUGCCAUGGCUCAAUGCUAUAGGAUCCUGGGAUUUGUCGUUUGGCAAAUGACAAAUCCCAGAAUGUCAUGGCAUUAAUCCAGUGUCAAAGUGCAUUGUUUUUGUAGUGCAGAUCCAAUUUGAGAGAGGCAGCUCUGUGUUUCCUUUUUGCAAGAGUUCAUCUGGUCUCUUUAGACCCAGAAAUGGGAUUUUUGGAGACCCGUUUCUUGGAUUUGCAAGAAUGCAAAUCUUUGUGAAAUGCACAUUUUAGCAGCAGAAGCGUCUGCCACCUUAAGAGUAAGGACUUCAUGGCUAUGGAGAAUAGAUGCGGCUUUCAAGAACCGACCCCAAAGCUAUUAAUUUUGCCAUUUUAUUAUUAAGACUGGACACUUUGCACAAAACCCUGAGCUGUUUCUCCCUGGAGUUUAUCAUAUAAGUCGCGCAUGGUGCCACGGACGCGGCGGGCACCGAAGGCGGCACAAAGGAGAACGCAGAGCGCACGUCAAGGAGAGUAAGAAAACAAAUAAAGGAGGCAGAAGAGAGGUUUGGACGAGCGACAUUUAGAAACCUCUGGAUGGAUUGGAAUGGGGAAAUCCACUUGCUUUGCGGGGUCACGACGGCAUUCCCUAAAUGCUGAAAUCGUCAUUAAAACGUUCUUCCUUCUCUUGUUCUGUAAACAUGUUUAUUCCCGCUGCAAGAUCCUGCGCUGCAACUCGGAGUACGUGGCCUCCACCCUCAACCUGCGCGGCCCCAACAAGAGUGCCGCCUACUGUCAGGCCUUGCGCUCCUACUCCCGAUGCACCCGCCGGACCUCCCACGCCUGCCGGGGGGACCUGGCCUACCACUCCGCCGUCCAUGGUAUUGAGGACCUCAUGGCCCAGAACCACUGCGCCAAGGAAGGGCCCACCUCGGCUCCCCAACCCCCGGCCCCGGCCCCCAACCGCCAAGCCACAGCCGCCCUGGACAUCUGCGACUAUGAGAAGAGCUUCGCCCACAAGCGGGGCCGGCCCCCCACCUACCAGCACUGCGCCAUGUUCGGGGACCCCCACGUCCGGACAUUUGGGGACGAGUUCCAGACCUGUCGCGUGGAGGGCUCCUGGCCACUCCUGGACAACAACUACUUGUUUGCUCAGGCCACCAGCUAUCCAGUGGCCAAAGGGUCCGACGCAACGGCUACUGGGAAGCUGACCAUCAUCUUCAAGAACAUGAAGGAGUGCAUUGACCAGAAGGUCUACAAGGCUGAGGUGGACAAUCUGCCAGCGGCGUUUGAGGAUGGAUCGGUCAACGGCGGUGAGAGGCCUGGAGGGAACAGCUUGAUCAUCCACGAGCGCAUCCCCGGGCGCCACGUGGAGAUCCGGGCGGCCUACAUCGGCACCACCAUCGCUGUGCGCCAGGCAGGGAGGCAGCUCUCCUUCUCCAUCCGGGCGGCUGAGGAGGUGGCCCAGUCCUUCACCGAGGAGCAGGAUCUCCAGCUUUGCGUGGGAGGAUGUCCUCCUAGCCAGCGCAUCUCCCGCAACGAAUGCUGCUGUGGCGGCAAUAGCACCGCCAUCCCUGCCGAGAAGGCCCACCGGCUCUGCAAGGAGAAGCUGCCGGUGGAGGACCUCUACUUCCAGUCAUGCGUCUUUGACGUGGCAACCUCUGGAGAUGCCAACUUUACGCUGGCGGCGCACGGCGCGUUGGAAGACGCCAAGGUCUUCCACCCGGAUGCAAGGAAGCUCCACAUCUUCCAGACGGACGCAGCUUCUUGGACCGUUGGGGGUCCGUCUUCCUUGGUCCUUGUCGCGUUGGCCUUUUUGCUUUCCCAAGGGUCAGUUGGAUUGUAUGCCUAAGAUGGCAGACAUGGUUGAUUUCCAUCAAUUUGGAGAGAAGACAAGGUUAACCAUGAGCCAAAGAGGGGUCAAGAUGGAGUGCCCAAAGUGGACACUGUGUUGGUUUUAAGUUUUACUACGGUGAGAAUCACAACUGGUUUUGCACCUUCUCCGAUCAUCUGGAAGCAUUGCCAAGGCAUUGAACUGGGCAGGUUAUUCCGACUUGACAAAUCCUAUUUUUCUCACCAUAAAAAUCCUCAUUUUGGAUGGAAAAAGAACUCCAGAGCCACCAAAGGAAAUUGAUCUCCAAAGACCUGGAUGAGGACCCUUGUUAUCAAUGUUCCAUUUUGCAAAAACAGCGUUUCUUGGAAGGAUGCCUCUUCAUCUGUUGCAAUGAUUCGGUGGUCCCUUCGUAACUGGAAAAAGUAAGGCCUCUCCGAAGCAAAUACCAACUCAAAUGCAGUAAUGUUGACCUGCAGAAAUGAAUGAAAUGCUGAGGAGUCAAAGCUGGGAUUGGGAAUCUGUUUUCUGGAACACAGAAUCCAAUGGACACAAACAGUUGGUGACUUGUGAACGGAAGACAAGAGAAGUUGGCAUUGCCAGUUUGCAAGUGGUUUGAUGGAGACGUCUUCAUUUCCAGUUUGUGCAAUGGACCCCUAUUCCUACACAAACAAACCCACACAAAGUUUUCUCUGACCAGUUUUAGGCCCAAGAUACACCAAACUGGAUCUUUUUGUACCCCAAAGCAAAGAGAUAAUAUCAAAAUGCAUGCAGAAUGGAUGAGCCUUUUCUCUAUCAACAGUGUCAUCCAUUCUCUUAAAAAUGUCAUCUUCUGUAUUCUUGGACUAACUACUUGCAAGGUCCUUUUCUAGAGCAAAAUAUGGCAUUGGUAGUCCUUGCCUUGGACUCAUCGCCUUUGUUUGUAGGGUCUUCAUAAACCAAAAUGGGUUUGGAAGCACUUCGUGACAACGAACCGUAUCUCUGUGUAGCUUCUGUCUCAUGAACGACAUGGAAAAGUAUUCAGGAAUGUAAAUGCAGAAAAGAAAGUGAAAUAUUUAAUAUAUUAAAGUGGAAGAGUUUUAA